This is a messenger RNA of Nymphaea colorata (pocket water lily), 1206 nucleotides long. RefSeq names its product peroxidase A2-like. The transcript has 5 exons. NCBI's taxonomy places the organism in Eukaryota, Viridiplantae, Streptophyta, Magnoliopsida, Nymphaeales, Nymphaeaceae. The record is from RefSeq and is a predicted model, not a curated record. The coding region runs from base 1 to 1095 and encodes 364 amino acids. Gene Ontology annotation, biological process: hydrogen peroxide catabolic process; response to oxidative stress. Gene Ontology annotation, molecular function: heme binding; peroxidase activity.
AUGGCGAACAAUAACAUCCUUUCUUUUACUGGACUCGAGAAGAAGCCUUACAUUGAUCAAUCGAGGUCCGAGUCGUCUGUAUUGGCAAAGGUAGCUAGGAAGAAGGUGACGAUGAAUAAGCUUUCAAUGGCCACCUUCUUCCUCCUCUUAGGGGCCUUCGCUCCGCUGGCCAAUGCCCAGCUGAGCGCGACUUUUUACCAGACGACAUGCCCCAACGUGACGAGCGUCGUUAGCUCCGUUAUCCAACAGGCUUUGCAGUCGGAUGCACGUAUAGGAGCUAGCCUCAUUCGGCUUCAUUUCCAUGACUGCUUUGUUCAAGGUUGCGAUGCAUCAAUUCUGCUAGAUAACGCCGCGAAUAUAGCCAGCGAGAAGGAUGCCCUGCCAAAUGCAAACUCAACAAGAGGAUUUGAUGUUCUGGACAACAUAAAGACAGCUCUGGAGAGCCAAUGCCGCGGCGUUGUGUCCUGUGCUGACAUUCUUGCAAUUGCUGCCCAAGUAUCCGUUACCCUGGCGGGAGGCCCAUCCUGGGCAGUGCAGUUAGGCCGGAGAGAUAGCACCACAGCUGAUCAGAAUGGUGCCAACAAUCUAAUUCCGGCGCCAACCGAGGUCCUCAGCAGCAUCCAGUCUAAAUUCACCACAGUCGGCCUUGAUACAACCGACCUUGUUGCUCUGUCCGGUGCUCACACAUUCGGACGUGCACAGUGUAGAUUCUUCGUCAACCGUCUGUACAACUUCACCGGAAACAACACGCCUGACCCAACCCUGGACUCCAACUACUUGGCCACGCUCAGGCAGCUCUGCCCACAAGGCGGCGACGGCACCGUCCUCGCCAACCUCGACCCGACGACUCCCAAUGGCUUCGACAACAACUACUUCUCCAACCUCCAGGGCAACAGGGGCCUCCUCCAGUCGGACCAGGAGCUGCUUUCCACCAGCGGCGCCGCCACCAUCCCGAUAGUCAACAGCUUCAGCAGCAACCAGACCUUGUUCUUUCAAAGCUUCGCCACUGCCAUGAUCAAAAUGGGAAACUUCAGGCCAUUGACUGGGUCCAGCGGCCAGAUCAGGGCCAACUGCAGGAGGGUCAAUGGUAGCUGAGCUAAGAGUCUUCUUCUUAAAUGCGGAAUUUUGUAUCUGACUCAUCCAAAAGGAUUAUUAGUAACGCGAUCAAUGUGUGCAACAUUAUGUAUGCAAUAUAUGAUAUUGAUA